This is a messenger RNA of Naegleria fowleri, 1155 nucleotides long. RefSeq lists its product as uncharacterized. The transcript is spliced from 2 exons. The record is from RefSeq and is a predicted model, not a curated record. Lineage: Eukaryota; Heterolobosea; Eutetramitea; Acrasida; Naegleriidae. The coding region runs from base 1 to 1155 and encodes 384 amino acids.
AUGAAUACAUCAACACUACCGAAACAUUCAACGGCAACAUCAUCAAAUGGAUCACCAACACCGACAACGAUAACGAACAGCAACAACAGCACUACCAAUGCCACCAAUAAUUUAUCCACAUCAACAGCAACAAGCACAGUCCUUUAUUCAGGGCUGUUGUACAUACCUGUAGUGGGAAAUAAUGGAAGAAGACCAUCACAAACAUCAAAUCUUCUCUAUAAGGAAUAUUAUUCGGAAUUAUAUGCUCAAGUUUCGAGUGGUAAUAACUCUUCAAAAUCUAUUUCACUCAGCUCCCUUGGAGCAAUGUUUGCUUACUAUACAGGAACACUUUCAUCGUCUUCAGCUCCACAAGUGCAACACUAUUUAAAUUUGUUUGAAAAAGCUCCACAACAGUAUAUUGACAGUUUGGGAGGUUCAUUAGAUCCGACACAAGAGAUGGACAGUAGUACGACUAAUGGUGCGUCCUCUGUAUUAGCUUCUAAUGCAACUCGACCACUCUCCGUUAACGGAAGCAGCAGCUCGAAUCAACCUUCAAACUCCAACGAUGGAGAUCUUGGCACAAUUUCAUCAACCACAACCAAUAAUCCUAAAUUCCUCAUGAACCCAUCUUCUCUUUCCUCCCCAAAUAUCUCUUCCAGUUUGAAAUCCUCUGUACAGUCAUCAUCCCAAAAAUCAUUUAUGAAAAAGUCCUCUCUUCCAAUACUUUCUGAAACCAUGAAACCUUCCAUACAAAUUCCGCUGAAUAACGUUUCUGUUCGACUUGACCCAAUGGAAGGAUACUUUUACUAUUUUGAAGUAAUAUCACCAACUGUUAUUUAUAAAUUCUUUUGCAGAUCGGAUCAUGAAAUGCGAAGAUGGACUGAGUUAAUUGAAAAAGUAUCUCCCAUAUGCAAAGAAAAUGCAUUGAUUGAAGAAGCUGAACGAAAAAUUGUGGAAUUAGAGCGAUCUUGUAAUACUAAAAAGCAGCUCACUCACAACAAUGAAAUUAAGCACUACAGAAUGAAAUAUUAUCACCAUAUUCUUCCUUCAAGUUCGAAUGUAAAUGCUCCUCUUCCUUCAAGCUCAUCAGGAAUGCUUGUCAACAACAACAUUCAGAGAAGAACAACACCUAACAUCACUGGAAAUGACUCUGAAACAAUCAAUUCUAAUAGAUAA